This is a messenger RNA of Miscanthus lutarioriparius, 549 nucleotides long. The record is from the annotation of a GenBank genome assembly. NCBI's taxonomy places the organism in Eukaryota, Viridiplantae, Streptophyta, Magnoliopsida, Poales, Poaceae.
AUGUCGGGGGUGCAGGCGGGCGCGUACAAGGCCUCCGAUCGUCCUCCUUCCAACUCCUCCGGCUACCGGACAGACAAAGUCCGGCGGAAGCGGCUGACGGCGCAGAAGAGGAAAGAGAUCAAAGAGGCGUUCGAUCUCUUCGACAUCGACGGCUCCGGCACCAUCGAUGCAAAGGAGCUAAACGUCGCAAUGAGAGCCCUUGGAUUCGAGAUGACACCGGAGCAAAUCAGCCAGAUGAUCGCGGAGGUGGACAAGGACGGCAGCGGCACCAUCGACUUCGACGAGUUCGUGGACAUGAUGACGGACAAGAUGGGCGAGCGGGACGCCCGGGACGCGCUCCACAAGGCCUUCCGCAUCAUCGACCAGGACGCCAACGGCAAGAUCUCGGACAUGGACAUCCAGCGGCUGGCCAUCGAGACCGGCGAGCGCUUCACACUCGACGAGGUCAGGGAGAUGAUAGAGGCCGCCGACGAGAACGGUGACGGCGAGAUCGACCUGGACGAGUUCAUGAAGAUGAUGAAGCGGACCAACUUUGGGUCUGGCUUUUAG